UCACUGAUAUAGGCUGUGCUAAUGUUUCUAAAGCCCAUCAAUUAGAAAAUGAUGGUUACUUUCUUGUGUGUGCUGAUGGAAUUUUAUGUAUAGCAAAGGUUCUUGCAACAUAUCAAUUGAUAGGUGGGAAACAUGGUUUUGUUUCAGAAAAUAUUGAUGAUCUUGAUUCAUUAUCUUAUAUCUCAGUUUCAUUAUUCAUUAAUAUACAUGGAGACACAUUAUUUUCAAAUGAAUGUAAGGCAGGAGGUAAAUUGUAUGCACAUUUAAAACUUCAUAAAUAUAUUAAAUUUGAUACAUCAGUUUUAAAUGUUUCACUUCUUCCUGAUAAAAAAUGGAAUAUUAAAUAUAUUGCAAAAGGUGAAGGAGUCGAAAAAGAAGAAAUAUUUGAUUAUGUCAUGGUUUGUACAGGUCAUCAUCAUAAAUAUAAAUUGCCUAAAUAUAAAGGAAUGGACAUAUUUGCUGGCCAGCAAUUACAUUCUCAUUUCUAUAGAAGACCAAGUCCAUUUGAAGAUAAACGUGUAAUUGUUGUAGGAGUUGGUAACAGUGGGAUGGAUAUAAGUGUUGAAUUGUCACAUGUUGCAUCUCAAGUUUAUCUAAUUUCACGCAGAGGAAAACUUCCAUGGAUUAUACCUCGUUUAGUUAUGGGUGGAACUCCAAUUGAUCAUUUAAAAACAAGGUUCAACUCAACUAUUAUACCAAGUUUUUUAUCAGAUUUUGUGACCAAAACAAUUAUAAAAAUGACAAUAGGAGCACCACCAUCAGAAUUUCGGCCUAAAACUCAACCAUCACAAGCCCAUCCAUCUGUGAAAUCUGACUUUUAUGAACGUAUGGUAACUGGAACAAUCAAAGUAAAACCAAAUAUAGAAGAAUUGUUACCUGGAGAAAGCAGAUCAGUUAGAUUUGUUGAUGGCACUGUUGUUGAAAAUAUAGAUGCUAUAAUUUAUGCCACUGGAUAUUUAAUUGAUUAUCCAUUUUUGGAUAAAGAAAUCAUCAAUGGUGGCGAAAAGAUUUCCAGUCAAUUUGAAGAAGAGUACAGAGAAAAUUUGUCUUGGAUGUACAAAUUCAUAUUUCCACCUAAUUAUCCUAAUAUAGCAUUUAUAGGCUUAAUUCAACAAAUUGGUGCAGUCAUGCCAAUUAGUGAAGUACAAUCAAGAUGGGUCACAAGUAUGAUAAAGGGCUAUGCUCCACCUUUACCAUCAGUUGAAGAAAUGAAUAAAUCUAUUGGAAAGUAUCAUGAUGAAAUUCGUAAAAAAUAUUAUUCAUCUUCCAGACAUACUAUCCAGUCAGAAAUGAUGCCCUACAUUGAUGAUUUGGCAAAACGAUUAAAUUUCUAUCCCUACUCACUAUCAAUUUUAAAGAAAUAUGGACUGGGAACUCUAUUUAAUGUUUGGUUUGGUUUACCAAGUCCUAUUCAGAUUUCACCGUGGUGGUUUUUAUUCCAAAUUCAAAAAAUAUUACUUGACUUGAACUCAACUGAACAUUUAUGGUCAGAAUUAGAAAGAAGAAUUAGAAGACGUCCAAAGUAUCGAUGUCCCAAUGAAAUUGAUGUAUAA
Molecule: messenger RNA, 1553 nt
Organism: Entrophospora sp. SA101
Lineage: Eukaryota; Fungi; Glomeromycota; Glomeromycetes; Entrophosporales; Entrophosporaceae
Source: the annotation of a GenBank genome assembly